This is a messenger RNA of Ceraceosorus bombacis, 1730 nucleotides long. Lineage: Eukaryota; Fungi; Basidiomycota; Exobasidiomycetes; Ceraceosorales; Ceraceosoraceae. The record is from the annotation of a GenBank genome assembly.
AUGACGACUCUGGACGAGUCACGAGUGGUGGACGGCUUCCAUUCGCUGCUUCAAGUCUCCCUAGCGCAAGCUCAAGCAGAGGGUCUGCUGAGUGUGUCGGAGCUGACGGGCGCAUCAGAGCAGAUACAACUCAGCGCUCCCUCCUUUGCACUCUUCAUCGCAGCCUUGCAGGCACGGGACGAAUCCAUCGCAAUGCCUGAUGGCUCGUUCGUCUUGAAUCACGACACUUGUCCAGUCAGCUUGAAGCCCUUCUUCGAAGUGUGGAGGAGCUGCAUACAGCCGAUACAGGCGCUUGAAUUGGACGAUAGGCACGACCUCGCCCGGUCGAUCUGCGGCAAACAGCCAAAACGCGCACCGAAUCAAGGACUGAAUCCGAAUGUGCACAGAAUACUGAUGGAUCUUCAGCUGGUAGCCAUGGAGAUCAAUCUAAGGUCUUCUUUUCAGAACCGCUUUGGAAGAGAUCUGCAGCACGUCGUGAAUGGUGCUGCGAUAAAUGUCACUCCGCGCUCUUCGGGAGAGGCUAGCCGCUCGCAGGCUAGUCAAGUCCAGUAUCAGCCCCCUCCAAGCUACGAUGCCGCCACAUACACUUUGCAUCAACAUACGCACGAUCACAAGGUCCCGAGCAUUGGAGCACAAUCCGGGGACCCGCAAGAUCAAGCUCCAUCCGCACAUUCCUCCAUCCAAUGCAACCAGACAUCAGCGAGCAGUACAGCGAAUCUGUCCUCUUCCGGGCAGGACGCUCUGACGCUCAUUAGAGAGACGCUGUUCUCGUCCCUCGCAGACUCUGUGAGCAGCCAGGAAAUGGGCAUGCAGCCGCACUUCUCUGUGCUGACACACUUUAUUCGCACCACGCAGAUGGCUACCAAUCCCGCCCUGGCGCAGCUGGUUGCUAAAGGCCAUCAAGGUGCACGAGGAGAAGGAUACGCUUCAAGGGCCUACUUUGCCGCUUUGACGCUUUCCAUCCUCGACGUAGCACUGUACCGCGUUGACGUGGAGCGCGGAGAGACGUCUUCUAAUACUGCUGGUCCUCCUCGACAAGUCGUUGUGAGAUGUGUCCAGACCGAGUCGAACAAGGCCUCAUCCAUAUCGCUCGACAAAUGCCCAAAGCACUUGAUACCGAUGAUGCUAGGACUCGGGGACAUCGCUUCUGCUGCUCAGACUCUGGCGGUCGCGGACGAUCAGAGAGCAAUGAGGGACGCGGAGCGGGGAAAGAGGACGAACGAGUCUGAAGGAGGAAUCGCGUGUGUUCGCACUAAGCUCCUGGGCACCGAAGAGCUGAUAGGAGUGGUGAAUGAAAGAAGUUACAGGGUACAAAGGAGGCAAGAUGAGCGAGCGCAGCAAAGGGGCCGCGGGUCUGCGCAAGUCUCGAACCCGCAUGCCAGCGCAGACAGCCGGCAGCAUACAGUCCUCAAUUCAGCUCUGUCGCACAGCCACACUCGCGAACGAAGCAGCAUCGACUCCUCCUCAUCCGCAGAGUCUAGAGAAGCAGACACCUCAGCUCAAAGCGUAGCUGCUCUUACGCUCAGGAUACUCAAAUUGGCUAUGGGUGAGUAGCAUUGAUCCCCGGUACGUCAGGCCUGUGGUUACCACAAUGAUGCUGACAAGGGCAUCAUCGUCCACGAUACUUUGCGCCGCUGGCCUCGCUUGCCACAGCCAUGUUCCAGUUGCCUGCUUUCAGAGAUCGACUUCAAGAUGCAUUGCAAGUCCUCGCUGCUGUACAUACCCUAUAG